GACUACGACGGUGGCGUCAUUUCUGAGCUGCGAACGGGUGUUUUUACGAGGCGCAACGGUUACAGCUCUCAGAGCCGGCGACGCAGUCAGAGACGCAUUACAUUCCGAUCGAGGAUGGCGAGCCAGUCCCAAGGGAUCCAACAGCUUCUGCAAGCGGAGAAACGAGCCGCCGAGAAGGUAGCCGAGGCGAGAAAGAGGAAGACCCGCCGCCUGAGGCAGGCGAAGGAAGAGGCGCAGGGUGAGAUCGAGCAGUACCGUGGCGAGAGGGAGCGGGAGUUCGCCCAGAAGCAGCACACGGUGCUUGGCUCCCAGGGCGGUCUCUCCUCUGAAGUGGAGCAGCAGACACAGCAGAAGAUCCAGUCCAUGACCAAAAGCUACCGCUCCAACAGAGAGAGGGUUCUGAGGCACCUGCUGACCCUCACCUGCCAGAUCAACCCCCAGAUACACGUCAACUACCACUGCAGGGCUUAGAGAGAGGGGGGCAGAGACAGAGCCAGACAGAGAGAGAGAGAAAGAGGGGGAGAGAGAGAGAGAGAGGGGGGGGGGAGAAAGAGAGAGAGAGAGGACAGUGACUCAAUGCAGGGAUUAGAAAGGGAAGGAUGGAGGGGGAGAGAGAAAGAGGGGGAGAGAGACUGUGACUCACUGUAGGGUAUCGAGCAAGGGAGAGAAAGAGAGGGGGCAGAAAAGAGAGACAGAUGACUGCUGUUACC
Molecule: messenger RNA, 710 nt
Organism: Megalops cyprinoides (Indo-Pacific tarpon)
Lineage: Eukaryota; Metazoa; Chordata; Actinopteri; Elopiformes; Megalopidae
Product: V-type proton ATPase subunit G 2-like
Exons: 3
Coding region: 115-471 (118 amino acids)
Biological process (GO): proton transmembrane transport
Cellular component (GO): vacuolar proton-transporting V-type ATPase complex
Molecular function (GO): proton-transporting ATPase activity, rotational mechanism
Source: RefSeq, a predicted model, not a curated record